GUUUCAGUAUUGUUUAAGUCAACGGCAGGACGGCAGGAUCUGCCGUUUGUUAUGACGAGAGAGCUGUACAGUGAUUAAAAACUGUACAGCUUAUAUUAGAUUAACGUACAAUAGUUCAACGUGGAAACAGUUUUAACUGAAGGCGACAGCUACUCCCAGUGCUAACGUCAGCUGUCAUUUCAGACUUGACGACGAAUGAAACAACGAAGUGUUCCUUUAUGUCACUCGGCUGAAAUUAAUGCUCACUGGGGAAACGUCAGUGUUUUUGAAGAGGACAGAUAUGUGUCUUUUGGACUCGGACGUCUUGUCGAAGAGGACAUAUAAUACGGACUAACGUCUUGGGAUAAACAACAGUUCUCUGUUGACAUUUGUGAUGCAUCAAGAUUAAUGCUAACAUUGACUGUGCACUAGCUGGCAGAUGUUGGCUAGGCUUAUAGGUCGUUAUAACUUGUAUGUUUUAGAUAAAAACAGGUUAAAUUAUUCAGUAUCACCGAACCAGGUAACGAUAUCUACAUAUUAUUGUUAGCAUGUUUGCAGAGACUUACUCUGGGCAGCAGCUAUGACGCUAGGUGUAGCCACAGGGUUAUGUCACUGUCAGGCUAACAGAUAGCUCGGUGUCUGCUGCUGCCUCAGUCUUUGCACGGUCAUGUCCAGCAGGCUUGGCAUCAUGUAGACUGUCCCUCUGAACAGGUAAGGUGACCGGGGACACACAGAGUUAGUCCUCCUUGGAGAGUAAUGCAAAGCUGGAUUGCAGCUAUCCAACUAGGUCAAAGACUGACAGCUGGCACUGAUACAGUUUAGCUCAGAAUUGUUGCUAGCCAUGCUCAAAGCCUUCUGGUCUGUGUGAUAUUACAAACACUCCAACCUACUUAGAGGACAUACGAGUGCAUCAUGUCCUGACUGCUUUUCUUAUUUAUGCAAUAAAGCAUAUCGGAGCAACUUGUCAUGAAAUAAACUCGCAGUGCAAAAAAGCAGCGUCACCCGGACUGAGUGGAUAAUUUGCUCCAGGAUUGUUUUCUGAAGAGGAGGGCAACAUUCAAGGCUACCCACCAGUGCCCAGCAUCAGCUGAACCAUCACAAUGGAGACAGUAGGAGAUUUUGAGUACAGCAGAAAAGACCUGGUUGGUCAUGGAGCCUUUGCUGUGGUGUUCAAAGGAAGACACAGGAAGAAGACAGAUUGGGAAGUGGCCAUCAAGUGCAUUAAUAAGAAGAACCUGUCCAAGUCCCAGAUCCUUCUUGGCAAGGAAAUCAAAAUCCUGAAGGAGCUGCAGCAUGAAAACAUUGUGGCACUUUACGAUGUCCAGGAAACACCCAACUCUGUUUUCCUGGUGAUGGAGUACUGUAAUGGAGGUGAUCUUGCCGACUAUCUGCAAGCUAAGGGAACCCUAAGAGAAGAAACACUGAGGGUUUUCCUGCAGCAGAUUGCUGCUGCCAUGCGCAUCCUCAACAGCAAAGGAAUCAUCCACCGUGACCUGAAACCCCAGAAUAUCCUGCUGUCGUAUAUGGGCCGCAAGAAGUCCACUGUCAGUGGCAUUCGCAUCAAAAUAGCUGACUUUGGCUUUGCACGGUACCUCCAGAGCAACAUGAUGGCUGCCACACUAUGUGGCUCACCUAUGUACAUGGCCCCUGAGGUCAUCAUGUCCCAGAACUAUGAUGCCAAGGCUGACUUAUGGAGCAUAGGGACAGUCAUCUACCAGUGUCUGGUUGGAAAGCCACCAUUCCAGGCCAAUAGUCCCCAAGACCUGAGGAUGUUCUAUGAAAAGAACAAAAAUCUACAACCUAUCAUCCCAAGGGAGACUUCCCCACAACUUAGUGACCUUUUGCUUGGACUACUGCAGAGGAAUCAGAAAGAGAGGAUGGACUUUGACACUUUUUUCAGCCAUCCAUUCCUGGAGCCAUCAUCCACCAUUAAAAAAUCGUGUCCAGUGCCGGUCCCCAGCGCCUCCAACACAGUGACAGAUUGUUCCUGUGGCAGCUCUCCAUGCAUCCGUUACAAUUCUCCUCCUUCUCUGCCAGACAUGCAGACUCUGGCAGAAGAUGGUCUGUCAUCCCCUCCACUUGGUCCACCCAACUUCCUACAGCUGUCCAAAGAGUCUGCAGGAAGCACCAGCAGUAAGAACUCGUCCUGCGACACUGAUGAUUUUGUCCUGGUGCCUCAUAUCUCUACUGACAGCUAUGACCAGCCAAUGGGAGCAGGUCGCCGGCCAUCUAGCGAGUUCCUCAUGUGUGGAGGGCAACCGCAGCCCACCCCUGGACAGACCCCCAUGGUGUCCCCACGAGCCGAGACCACCCCCAUCCCUGUUCCCACCCAGGUCCGCAACUACCAGCGCAUCAAGCAAAAUCUCUCCAGCAGCCCAACUACUACACUCUACAGCUCCCCCAGGUCUGGCACAGUGAGGCGCUCUAACACCAGUCCUAUGGGGUUUCCCAAAGUAGGCUCAGGGUCCCCCAGCUCCGCAGAUGUCCCUCAGACAGUGGGGCGACGCCUUUCUACCGGCAGUUCCAGACCCUAUUCCCCCUCACCUCUUGUGGGCACCAUCCCUGAGCAGCUGGGUCACUGCUGCUGUCACCUGCAGAACCAUGAGCCUCGCAGCCGGAGCUCCUCAGGAGGUUCCCCCGUCCCAUCCUCUCAGCUCCUGGGGGCUCGGCUUCAGAGUGCCCCCACCCUGACAGAGGUAUACCAGACCAGACAGAAGCUCCACAAGCAGCUGUCAGAUCCUGUUCAGCCCUCAUCCUCCUGUUGUAGUCACUCCCCUCAACUCGGCCGACCGGCUAACCUCGGCUCUUCCCCCACCAAGUUGCUGGGCUCAUCACCCCGCACGUCUGACUGGCUGCAGAAGUCCCCGCUGCCCACCAUCAUUGGCUCUCCUACCAAGAUAAUUUCGGCACCGUUUAAGAUCCCCAAGACGCAGGCAUCCUGUAACCUGAUGGCGCUGGCAGACAGCCCUGUGCCCACCAAGACAUUAGCAGAUGUCCGGGAUAUCUGUGCCCACCACUGUAGCCCGUACCUUUCCGGACGACCCGCUGCCCCCGAGGCCAGUCGGACCUUUGGGAGGUCUGUUAGUACAGGACGUCUGUCUGAGCAGCCAAUCAGAAUUAAUCUGGGUGGACAGGCCUAUCAGGGCAGCACCGACAGCCUGAACACAGAGCGACCCAUGGACACAGCCCCUGCAGGUCCCAGUGGACUAGCUCAGGGUGGUUCAGCGAGUCCCCGUACUGUUCUUUUCACUGUGGGUUCUCCGCCCAACAGCAGCACUCCUCCCACUUGCAGCCAUCUGGGCACCCGACCACGCACCACCUCUGUGGGCUCCAACAGUUCGGCUGGCUCCCUGUGUUCCACCAGUGGGCGGAUCUAUGUCGGAUCUCCCCCAGGCAUGGCCAUGGGUUCCUCUCCUCCAGGAGGUUUUGGGGGUGGGCAAGUUGUCCCUGGGGCAGAGGGGGCACCCAGCAGUCUACGGUAUGUUCCCUAUGGAACCUCCCCUCCAAGCUUGGAAGGAUUCAUCACCUUCGAAGCCCCUGAACUGCCUGAGGAGACCCUCAUGGAGCGUGAGCAUACAGACACACUGAUGCACCUGCGGAUGAUGCUGUCCUUCACUGACUGUGUCCUGGAGAUGGCGGCAGUUCGAGCUGGAGGGACGGAGCUUGGUGUGUCGGCGGCCUCCCUCUACCCUCCACAGGACAGUGUGGUUGUGGACCAGAUCAGCCAGCUCAGCAAAGAGUGGGGGCAGGUGGAGCAGUUGGUGCUCUACAUGAAGGCAGCUCAGCUCCUGGCCUCCUCCCUCCAUCUGGCCAAGGCUCAGAUUAAAUCAGCCAAACUCAAUCCUUCCACUGCUGUCAAACAGGUGGUGAAGAAUUUAAAUGAGCGUUACAAAAGCUGCAUCUCCCUCUGCCGGCGGCUGACUGACAAACUCAACCACUUCUUCUCUGAUAAGCAGCGCUUUGUGGAUGAGAUCAACAGCGUCACUGCAGAGAAGCUCAUCUACAAUCAUGCUGUGGAGAUGGUUCAGUCUGCAGCUCUGGAUGAGAUGUUCAAACAGACGGAGGAUAUAGCCUACCGCUACAGCAAGGCCGCCAUGCUGCUGGAUGGCCUGUCCAAGAUCCUACAGGACCCCACUGACAUUGAGAAUGUGGUCAAAUACAAGGCCAGUGUGGACCGCAGGAUCUCAGCCCUCUGCUACUGCACUGUCACACUCUAUGAGUAGCAACCCUCACAUAAACACGCACACACACAGGGACCACAAUCUAAGACUAUUGACUACCACCUUAACAAAGACGCUGUUCCCUCCUGUAGCAGUUCAAGCACUUUUUAUUUGAUCUGUAUUUAUCAUCAGUUUUUUUUUUACUGGCUGCAUCACGGACUGAACUGUGACAAGCGACUGAUGCACAAAUUUACAACCAAAGACGACCACAGAUCCAGAGACAAAAGGCUGAAACCGGAUGACCUGAUGUCCAUCAUUUAGGAUAUUAUCUGUUUGUUACCAGACGAAGAAGAGGAUGGACAGGACUAUGAAACCAUGUUGUGUGCUUCAAGAGACUCAAGCUCCACAUGCAGCAGUUCAUCUGUUAAAACUCUGCUUACUAUGUGAUAUCAGUGGUUAUUUACUCUGUUUAAGUUGUUAUUGUUCUUAUUUAUUGGUUCAGAAGAACAUGGGUGUUUGAGUCUCCUGCCUACCUUGAAAACCUGAAGUAUUGGAGUGGAAGGAAAUGGAAGAAAUUAGCGGAAGGCUAACAGCCACUCACUGUAACCGAUCCAAGUCACAGACAACAUGAACAUUUACAUAAAACACAAACUCCUGUUACAGAAACUAGACAACCAAGAGGAACCUGUAGGUUUAUAUUUGCUUUGUUUUCAUUUUUACUGUGUUUUUAGCUCAAGCACUUUAUAGUGGAUUGUGAGGAGGAGACGUGGAUCUGUACAGGUUCUGAAGGUGGAAAUGUGAAGGCAAUGGGAGGAUGUUCUGACACCCACAAAACUUACCUGCUGUGUCCAGGAUCAAAACGUUGACUGCACACAUUUCCCAUAAGGCAGAGCAACCAGGGACAACAGGUCAGGGAAACAGUGCUGUCAGGCAGGACAGCUCACCUUUUUGGGGCAGUGUCUAUCAACUGGAUGAUUGACAGUAAAAAACAACCAAGAUGGUGUUAUCAGGGUCAUUACCUCGAUGAUGUCAUUGGCAUUAUCCCAACUUGGGCUUCAGACUUCAAAUAAACAAAAAAGUUCUCAACCAUUUUUAAAGAUACUUGCAGUUUGAGAAAUGAAAUAAGAACACAGGACACUGAUGGAGAGCACCUGUCACAUAUUUCCCUUGUUGCUCUGUUUUAUAGGACUGUAAUAGACCCAUGGUAACUUGUUGAUCGUUGCUCACACUGAGGAGGGGUUAAAGUGUGUUUGGGGUGACAGCGGCUCACUCUGCUCACAUCAUCACAUGCUCUGUAGUUUCAGAUAUUCAGAAGAAAACCAGAACUCAAGAACCAUUGCAGUGGUAGCAGGCCCUUUCCCUGUCAGCGGUCCAGUGUCAGGUGACCACUUUAAACCCUGAUGGAGUGGAUUGUGAAACUGAAUGGUCAUAUUACUUGACAGGUUACCUGGAUAAUAAGUUUCAUUUUACUAAAAAUACUACAGCUUUUUAUGUUUUGUCAGUAUCUGUAGCUAAUUUUUUAACAAAACUUGAUGUUUGCAAACUUGUAUAUAUUUGUAUGUGGUUCAUGCAAUGAUUCCUUUCUCCUUUUUUCAGGAGGGGUGUGUGUGUGUGCGCGCGUGUGUGAGAGAGAGAUCACAGUUUGCGUUUUGGGGUUGUCAGUGAUGACAUCAGACACCCUACCUGUCAGUCAAAGAGCACAAAUCUUUAUAUGUACAUAGAUAAAUUUGAUACAUUUUAUUCAUGUCUGCCAAGGGUUUGAUAGGAAACCUAUUUUGGCACAACAGGGGUGUGCCAAAGAACAAAAUAAAACUCGUGGCAGCUCCAAAUCUUUCCAGAAAACUCUUUCUACCAGGACUGUUCAUUGUUGAGAUCAAGACACAUAUUUGUUCAGUGGAUCUUACGAAAUUUUCUGAAAUAAGUGUGAUGUCUUCAGAUUUUGUGCUAAUUUCCCAAAAUUUUGUGAGACUUGAUUUGUCACAAUCUGCACUGCCUAGCAUCCACAGUCCCUCUGCCUCCCCUCAAGUUGUCUGCUGUCCUCCCAACAGUGUAUGUACUGUAUGUAUGUAUGAGUGUAUAUAAACACAUGUGCACUUGCCAGGUGUGCAUUAAGGCCAGUAGUAUACAGUUAAUGAUGGCAAAGGAGGUGCCUUCCUCUUGUGAAAACAGACAUAGGCCUACUCCUCUGUACAGGUGUGAAUAAAUUCUUUUUCCGUGUAAAAAGGUGUGUAAAUGCAUUCACAGGCACACAGUGGACUCUGGGCCUGUUUUCGGAUGUACUGUUCUUUUUUUAUAGACAUAUCUGGGUUUCAUUUUUCCUAAUCCACAUGAAGCCUUUCACUGCACACAGAGUGAAGAGGGAAAAAUAACGCUGAUAGAAACCCACCUGAAUCUCUGCUCUGUAAUAUUAUGUCCAUGGACUUGAUGAAAAUGGACACUUUUAGAUAAAGCAUGGGUACCGAGUCUGUAUGUUACCCCCGUAGAACCUCUAGAAUCUUGAAUGUAUGUACCCUGUUGUUUCGCGCCUCUCCAGCUUGAUCAGAAUGCAUUUUUAAAACCCUACUGUCAGUCACAACCCUGAAGAUGCAACACUUUGCAAGCACCGAUUUUUCAAAGAGAAAUGUUAACGUUAUACUUGUGUCUCUCACCGAGGGGUGUCUCUCUUUGUUCUUUAUGGAACUCAAAUACAGUCUUUGUUAUUAAAAGGAGAGAAAUUAAA
Messenger RNA from Lates calcarifer (barramundi perch), 6858 nucleotides. It is a transcript of the gene ulk2, whose product is annotated as unc-51 like autophagy activating kinase 2. Bases 1080 to 4202 code for a protein of 1040 amino acids. The record is from RefSeq and is a predicted model, not a curated record. Gene Ontology annotation, biological process: peptidyl-serine phosphorylation; autophagy; axon extension. The transcript is spliced from 27 exons. Gene Ontology annotation, cellular component: cytoplasm; autophagosome. Gene Ontology annotation, molecular function: protein serine/threonine kinase activity; ATP binding. NCBI's taxonomy places the organism in Eukaryota, Metazoa, Chordata, Actinopteri, Centropomidae.